Messenger RNA from Akanthomyces muscarius, 1287 nucleotides. RefSeq lists its product as uncharacterized. Bases 1 to 1287 code for a protein of 428 amino acids. Gene Ontology annotation, molecular function: oxidoreductase activity, acting on paired donors, with incorporation or reduction of molecular oxygen; heme binding; monooxygenase activity. The transcript is spliced from 7 exons. Lineage: Eukaryota; Fungi; Ascomycota; Sordariomycetes; Hypocreales; Cordycipitaceae. The record is from RefSeq and is a predicted model, not a curated record.
AUGAGCAUUCUCGUUGGCUUUUCAGUUUUGCAUUUUCUUCAGAAGGACCUUGAUGCUUUUGUUGUGCAAGAUGUGGAUGGCGUCGAUGCUAUGAGAAUUAUUUACCAGGGCGGCUUUGCAAAGUCACCGUGGUACAGUGUUUUUGAUAACUACGGGGUGCCUUGCAUGUUUUCGACACUUGAAUCCAAGGCACAUUCAAAAAGAAAGCGAAUGAUCUCGAAUGUUUACUCCAAAUCGUUAGUCAUGUCUUCAGAGGCUGCCAAGGCUCAAAGUCAUGUCAUUAUGUUCAACCGACUCUUACCGCUCUUGAAAGACGAAGCCGCCAAGAGUCAAGGCGGCACUGAAGUACAGUCGCUUUUCAUGGCUACGACGAUGGAUUUGAUAUCGGCACUUAUCGGGAUGAGUGGCUGGACCUUUACCUAUCGCGCCACCAUCAUCACUUCUGGCCCCAGGAGCUGCCCUUCGUCACAGGGGUGCUCAAACGAAUUGGAGUGCGCCUCUAUCCUGCAUUUGUCGACGAUGCCAAUGACGAACUGCGCUCCUGGAACAAAUAUCGUCGUUUUCAAUGCGAUGCAGCAAGGCAUCCGCAAGGAGGAGAAGGUUGAAGGCCACAGGUCCAUUCUAUACGAAACGACCAUACAACAGCGAGAUGCUUCCAUUGCCAGCGAAAUACUGGACCAGGUUCUUGCGGGUCACGAAACGGCCGGCAUCGUGUUAACAUAUGCGUCCUGGCACUUGUCAAAGUCGCCUGGUCUGCAGGCGCAACUACGAGAAGAGUUAUUGCCCUUGAUCCCCUGUGGCGAAGAUAUCUUGCCCGACGCAAGAAAGCUCGAUGGGCUCCCCCUUUUGAAUGCCAUUGUAAUGGAGACAUUGCGACUACACGCUCCGAUACCCGGCCCACAGCCACGCCAGACGCCAUAUCCGGGUUCGCACAUCGAGGGGCACUUUAUCCCCGGUGGUGUACGCAUUGCCUCAUUGGCUCACACGCUGCACUUGAAUGAAGCAGUUUUUAGCAAAGCCGCUAUUUGGAACCCGAAUAGGUGGCUCGAGAGUAGCGACCAAGACACGAUGAAGCGCCACUUCUGGGCCUUUGGUAGCGGAGGGAGAAUGUGCAUCGGGUCCAACUUUGCACUCCAAGAAAUGAAAACUGUAAUUUCUAUCAUAUAUGUCAACUUUACCACGACAAUCAUGGAUGACAGUGGCAUCGAGCAGACGGAUGGCUAUUCUGCGCGGCCAAAAGCCGACCGGCUGUUUCUCCGUUUUCGCCGAGUAUCAGAUACAAUUUAG